This is a messenger RNA of Cyprinus carpio (common carp), 1401 nucleotides long. Its product is annotated as U1 small nuclear ribonucleoprotein A-like. Lineage: Eukaryota; Metazoa; Chordata; Actinopteri; Cypriniformes; Cyprinidae. Gene Ontology annotation, biological process: mRNA splicing, via spliceosome. Gene Ontology annotation, cellular component: U1 snRNP. The record is from RefSeq and is a predicted model, not a curated record. Gene Ontology annotation, molecular function: U1 snRNA binding.
ACCAAUCGGCAGGUUCGCCGGGAGACCAGCAGCUUACGUCGAAUUCUUAAAUAGGCGGGUUUUCACGCGGAAGUUGCACGUUCUUUUUGUGUUUUCUGAGUUUUUUUUUUUUAUUGAAGUGUGUGGUUGGCUGAAGCUCGCGUGAUAAUUAGUCAUGACGAACCAGGAGAUGCGGUUAAAUCACACUAUUUACAUCAACAACUUGAAUGAAAAGAUCAAAAAAGAUGAACUGAAGAAGUCCUUGUAUGCUAUAUUCUCCCAGUUUGGACAAAUUCUGGACAUUCUUGUCUCCCCUACACUGAAGAUGAGGGGCCAGGCCUUUGUGAUCUUCAAGGAAGUCAACAGUGCUUCCAGCGCACUCCGAUCUAUGCAAGGCUUCCCCUUUUAUGAUAAACCUAUGCGCAUUCAGUAUGCAAAGCAGGACUCCGAUAUCAUUGCAAAAAUGAAGGGCACAUAUGUGGAGCGAGACCGUAAGAAAGAGAAGAAAAAGCCUAAAGCGCCUGAUGCAGGUGCUGGGAAAAAGGCUUCUGCUGCUAUGGCCGGAGUACCUGCAGCCAUGCCUGGAAUGCCACCCCUGAGCCAAGCCCCUCGCAUGAUGCCAAUGCCUGGUCAGCCUCCCUACAUGCCUCCGCCUGGUAUGAUGCCUCCUCCCGGUAUGGCACCUGGGCAGAUGCCUCCAGGUCAGAUGAUGCCAGGACAAAUGCCUGGCCAGAUGCCACAGCAGGUGUCAGAAAACCCUCCCAACCACAUCCUGUUUCUCACCAAUCUCCCUGUGGAGAAGAGGAGGCUAAUGAUGUCUUUGUUUUUAUGCUGGUUUCCCGGAUUCAAAGAAGUCCGUCUUGUCCCUGGACGUCACGACAUCGCCUUUGUGGAGUUUGAUAAUGAGGUGCAGGCGGGUGCAGCCAGAGAAGCUUUGCAAGGCUUUAAGAUCACACAGAGCAAUGCAAUGAAAAUCUCAUUUGCAAAGAAAUAACACUCAUGUACAUGCAGCUUGUAUGACAAAUGACAGUUAUACACAGGCCUGCGUUUAGAAUCCACUUGGAACAGUACAGGCUGUUUAAUGGCUGUGAAUAGAUUACAUGCACACCACUCAAAAGUCCAGAGAUGAAAUGUAAGUUUUUAUUUGAUGUGACUUGCCUUGCUGUUCCCGCUAGAUUUGUACUGCACAAUGGAAGGUAAGGAGUGAAUGGAAAGGUUUACCCCCUCCCCCUCCUCCACUUAUUCUUUUAACUUUUAUUCCCUUUUCUGAGAUGGUCGGCUUUUGUGAGUUUGUAAGUAUGCAGGUUUUUUUUUUUUUUUUUUUUUUUAUUCCAAUUAUGUCUUCAGAAGCAUUGCACCCAGAGUCUGGUUCCCAGACAUUGUACCUGGAGCUUUGUUUUUAUUAAAUCACAAUGAUUUACA